AAGCACAGCAGUUAGAAGCCAAAGUCUGAUAUAGUGGCAGUGAAGCACCUGAGCCAUGAGUGGAUGUCCCUUUCUUGGACAGAAGCAUAAAUUGUUCAAAAACAAGCUCCUUCUGAAGGAAGAUGAGGACGAUUCACAGGAGGGGACCAACAAGGCCAGCAAAGGAGGCCUCAUCUACGGCGAUUACCUGCAAUUGGACAAGGUGAUGAGUGCCCAGGUACUCCAGAGUGAACUGAAGGGAGACAAGAUUCACGAUGAACACCUGUUCAUUGUCACCCAUCAAGCUUAUGAACUAUGGUUUAAGCAGAUACUUUGGGAACUGGAUUCAGUAAGAGAUAUUUUUCAAAAUGACCAAGUUCGAGAUGAACGGAACAUGCUCAAAGUCGUGACCAGAAUCCAAAGAGUCACCAUGAUCUUCAGGCUCCUUGUUAACCAGUUUGCAGUCCUCGAAACCAUGUCCGCAUUGGAUUUUUUUGAUUUCCGGGAUUACCUUACCCCGGCCUCUGGGUUCCAGAGCCUUCAGUUCCGCCUGCUGGAGAACAAAUUGGGGGUCGCAGACAGCCUAAGGGUGCCCUACAACCGCAAACAUUACAGGGACAACUUCCAGGGCCAUGAAAACGAGAUUCUGCUGAGGUCUGAGAAGGAGCCAACUCUACUACAGCUGGUGGAGAAAUGGCUGGAGAGAACGCCUGGACUUGAGACAGAUGGUUUCAAUUUCUGGGGUAAACUGAAGGAAAAUAUUGAAGCAGGUUUUAUGAUUGAAACAAAGAAAAUUGAGCAAAAACCAGAGUCUGAGACAAAGCAAGAAAUGAUGGAAGAUCUAAAUAAGCAAAAAGACGUUUUUGCUUCCCUGUUUGAUGAAACACGGCACGAUCAUCUCUUAUGCAAAGGUGAAAGAAGGCUCUCCUACAAGGCUAUGCAAGGAGCUCUGAUGAUUAACUUCUACAGAGAGGAGCCCAGGUUCCAGGUCCCAUUCCAGCUCCUGUCCUCCCUCAUGGAUAUUGACACCCUCAUGACAAAAUGGAGAUACAACCAUGUUUGCAUGGUGCAUCGAAUGAUUGGCAGUAAAGCUGGUACUGGGGGUUCAUCUGGUUAUCACUAUCUGCGCUCUACAGUCAGUGACCGAUACAAGGUCUUUGUUGAUUUGUUCAACAUGGCCAGCUUCCUGGUGCCACGCACCUGGCAGCCCAAACUGAACCCCAGCAUUCACAAGUUCCCCUACACUGCAGAGUGCUAUGACAGCUCCUACUUCAGCAGCGAGGACUCUGACUAGGACAAUAGUGGACUCAACCGUAAAACGCGGAGACAGUCAGCUUUGUGUAGAAAAUGUUUAUCAAAUAUAUGCCUGUAUAUAGGUUUGGAAAAUAAAAAUAGCAAUAGCAAUAAGCGAGGACUGGAGGCAGAGGGCAUUCAUUCUUAAAUAGCUGUCUGGAGGAUGGUGGAGGGUGGAGGGUUCUGAAGGCUAAUGGUGUAUAGCCACUGGGGUGGAAAAAAUGAACAUUCACCAGGCAACAAACCUACCACAAACACAGGUUAAAUUACUAAUUUACUGUAGGACAGACCAUAUAACAGCAGUUGCUUAUUGACUAAAGUAUCUCAAUUGUACAUUUGAAGUCAAGGCAGUGACUGCUGACUUUUGUAUUGUGAUAGUGAGAGUCUAUUUUGAAAAUACUGAAAGGCUUCAUACCUCAAAUCUAAGGUAAUAUAUGUAUAUAUUUAGUAUUUAUAUCAGCAUUAUUUGAAUCUUCUGGCUCUGGUUCAUCCUCUGUUUUUACAAAAACUAUCCAUUUACAGUGAUGUGUAAUAUUUGUAUUAUAUUUGUA
Conger conger (European conger) is the source of this 1823-nucleotide messenger RNA. RefSeq names its product tryptophan 2,3-dioxygenase B-like. The coding region runs from base 56 to 1273 and encodes 405 amino acids. The transcript has 12 exons. Gene Ontology annotation, molecular function: L-tryptophan 2,3-dioxygenase activity; metal ion binding; heme binding. The record is from RefSeq and is a predicted model, not a curated record. Lineage: Eukaryota; Metazoa; Chordata; Actinopteri; Anguilliformes; Congridae.